ACUCAGUUAAGUGCGAAUUGUGUUGUUUACCUCGCACAUUUUGCUUUCACUAGCGAAUGUUUACAUUUAUAAUUGCUCCUUAGCACUAUUGAUUUAGUGAACAUGGCUGAAGACUUAAAAAGGACUAAGCUUUGUGUAAGAGAGCUGCAAAACGUAUUGUGUGCCAUUCGGAGCCUUGCUACUUCCUCGGCUACCAGUGUUCUACAAUCUACUCGCAUUUUAGUUUCGGUCAUCGAAGUGUAACAACGUCUCCGUUAUUAUCAAAACAAUGUUAUCGAGUUCGUAUCUAACAUUGAUAUAUAAAAGGCGAUAAUGUAAUUAGUUUUGUGCGGUAAUAAAACGAAAUUGUGAACUAAAUAAGUGUGUGGACCGGUUUAAGAUAUAUUUGUAAAAAUGAGACAUGCAUUCGACCGAAAUGCAAAAAAGUGUAUCAGUGCAAGUAGAUAGUGAUUUCGCGCUUUUUCUACCCGGUGGUGUGUACGAAAUUAAAAAAAUGGAACCAAGAUCGAAAUUACGAAAAGUGAUUCUAUUUUGCUUAUUGCUCUCCCUGUUUGGGAUGGUGGCAUUUGGAUACUUCUGCCCAGAUCAGGUGUGCGCAAUGUCAUCUCGAGAAAGAGUGGCAGAGUCCCUGGCCCUCUCGUACGCAGAAGCUCCGGGCCGGCCUCUCCCUGACGUCAUCGUACAACCAGGCCUCUCAUAUGACGAGGUCCUGCACGAUGACUUCAGGUUCGACCUCAACGCCCACGACGUCAUGGUCUUCUUGCAUAUUCAGAAGACCGGGGGAACGUCGUUCGGACGCCAUCUUGUGAUGGAUCUGGAUUUGAAGAGGCCGUGUAACUGUCAACGAGCGAGAAAACGUUGCCAUUGUUUUCGACCGCACAGCAACGAGAUAUGGUUGUUUUCGAGAUACUCCACCGGUUGGAAGUGUGGUCUUCAUGCAGAUUUCACCGAGCUGACAGCCUGCGUUGGUGGAGAACUGGACAGGCACGAAGGUUCUGCCGUCCACAGGCGGUACUUCUAUAUAACACUCCUUCGGGAGCCUGUCUCCAGGUAUUUAUCGGAAUACCGGCACGUGAAGCGAGGAGCAACCUGGAAGGGCUCUCGCCACUGGUGCCAGGGAAGAACAGCUUCUGCUUCGGAAGUACCCUCAUGUUACAACGGCGAUUCUUGGCGUGGUGUAACAUUGGAAGAAUUUACUGCCUGCUCGUGGAACUUGGCCAACAACCGGCAAACAAGAAUGUUGGCGGAUUUGGCACUGGUCGGAUGUUACAAUGGCACCCUGCGACACAGGACAGCUGAUACCGAUAGGGUACUCCUUGCGUCCGCAAAACGAAAUUUGGCCGCGAUGGCCUAUUUUGGCUUAACUGAGUUUCAGAAGAUAUCACAAUAUGUCUUCGAAGAAACGUUCAAUCUACGCUUUGCGGUUCCCUUCACGCAACACAACGCUACUGUUUCCGGCGCAACUCUCGCGGCGCUGUCGCCUGCACAGGUUGCGCAGAUCAAACAGCUCAAUUCGCUCGAUCUGGAACUGUAUGACUUCGCUAAGGGGCUUAUGUUUAAAAGAUUCGAAGCGUUGCGAAAACGGGACAGCGAUUUCGAGUUCCGCUGGCGACAUCUUGGCGAAGUGGCACCGCGUAGUGGAGUCACUGAAUUCGAUUGGGACAGCAAUCUAGAAGAUGGCACAACCGAAAAAUAUAAAGGAAAGUAAAGCCUUGUAUGCUAAAAUUUAUGUUAAAUUAAAAUUCACCUUGUGAAGGAUAUCGGAGAAUAAUUUGGCAAUGCAGUGCAUGCGCAGGAGUUUAAUAGAUUUUUUUGUUAAGCGUGCACUGUUUAUUGCCAAGUUAUGUGCCGAGACCUAUUUUAAAUUUUUGUACAUAAUAGAUAUACGCCACCAUAUUGUAAACGAACAAAUUGUAUAUUAACAUGUCUUAGGCCCGUAUUUCAUGGAUCUUGUAUUGAGUUACUAGGAUCAAUAGCUAUUAUGGGCUUCUGUGCAGUUUCUUUGAUGAUUAGGCAUGUCAGUUCAUAUUUCUAAAACGUUAAUUAUGAAUGUUUAGUGAUUUAACAUCGACACUUAGGGUACGAAUCAAAAAUACAAACUACUUUCAUUCCUAUACAUUAUAAUUGUAUUUUUCGCUUGCUUGAUGUUCUAGUAUUUUCUUUGUUUAAAAAAAUGCCGGACUCCAAUAUUAUUUUACCAUUUUUAACGCCAUUUAUUAAAUAUAUUUCGAGGUAAAAUUGUCGUUUCUGUUUUGCACUUUAAAAGUGUCGUCCUCUUGGAAUAGAGUCGUUUAUGGAUGUUGCAAAGGUACCAAUUCCUUAUAUUCAUAUAUGCGUUAAAAAUACUUCCUCGCAUUAAUUUGUUGUUAUUUCGAUUUAUUUUUUUGCCUUUUGAUAUCUUAGUUUUAGCCUCACUUGGAGUUUAUAUUUGGUUUAGUGUUAGUUGGAUUAAUGUCUUUAAUAAAUUUCCCUCUAGGCAUCUUGAUUCCCCCUAAAUUUGUAGGGAAAACCCCCAAGCUGGCAUCACUGUUUAUAGAAAUGAUUUUACCAUUUACAAAACGGGUGCAUUUGACGACGUUAAACAUGGGUAAGACUGACAUGCGGCAGCUAUAUUUGUCUUAUUAUCGCACGAUGCUCUAUAAAUAUUUUAAUAAAAUUAUGGAAAUGAUAAUGUUCUCAUUGUACUCAUUUAACACAAAGUUUACAAGUUUUGUAGAUAAUUAGCGACUGGUGUCUGUUAAGGUAACAUACACGGUCCACUAGUCUUUCCCUUUGAUAAUAUUCGUUAUUGGUAGAACUGAAAUCAAGGCAGCAUUAUUAGUAAAUACAGUUCGAGACUUCGAAUUCGAGAAUUCUAGACAUUUUGGAAAGUUCUAUAUUAUCCAACCUUAAGGCAUACCAUCAUCAUCAGCCUAAUUUUGGUCCAUUUCUGGAUUUAGGCCUCCAGUACACCCUGCCGCUGGCUUCUGCAUUGACUGGGAGCCAUCCAUGUUAAUCCAUUCUAAGUUGCGGUAUUUUGCUCUACAGUACUAAAGUAAAGUAAAUAAUAAAUGUAGGCCUUCUUUUAUUGAUUAGUUCAGGGUUUUUGUUAAUUUUAAGUAUUUUAUCAAAUUUACUUUGCUCUGAAGUAAGCUGCAAUAUCUUGUUGCUAACUUCAGUUUUGUAAAAUUAUGUACAUAUAGGUAAGUAUUUAUCUGCUAUGGUUCUUUUAUUCUGGCAUUUAUUGUGUUCUGUAGAUUGUCUAGUUCUGGAUGUCUAUGAAUCAAAAAUUGGUUGUGUUUUGUAUGUUUACCCACCGAUUGUAUUAUCAGAACAAGUUAUACAUUAGAGUUUCAUCAUCGGAUGCUAUAUUCCUACUACUAAAGUGUUUCCAAACCAAUUCUUGAAGAAAAAUUCUUAAAAGGCAACUCUUGCUUGCUUCAUGUGAUUUAAACAUUUUUCUACAUUUUUGCUUUAGCUAUGUUUUUUAAAUUUAAUUAUAUUCUUACGUUUAUUUUUAUUUCGUUCCGUUUUUAUAGUUUCAUGAAUAUGGUUUAAAUGCACUCAAAAAUAGUUGGUAACUUAUAUCUUUAUACAUAUAUAUUUUAUAUUGUUCGUAGACAUCAAAUUGUAAAUAAUAUUUGUAUUUUUUUAAUCUAGUUUAUUAGCUAAGUUUAGCGAGGUUGAUGAAUUAUGGUAUAGAUAUAAAACGAUGAUAUAUUUGGUUUUUAAUUAAUGUAAAAUAUAAAAAUAUAAUUCUCAGUUUGUAACCAAAGAAAAAAAUAUGUUUAAUUUUAAAACAAUUAAUUUGAUCACCAGUUUUGUAUUAAAAAUGUAUAAUUAUAUGUUACAAAUGAUUUUAGAUUUUAAACACAGAUUAAUAGUGUCCGCAAAUUGCUAAUGCGAUGGAACUUUGUCACAGUGACAUGAAAGUAAUAAUAAUUAUUAAAAAGCAAAAAAUCUAGUAAUUAAUACAAGUAUGAUAAACCAUUUUGGUUUAGUAAAAUAAUGAUUGUAGAGUCGGUUGGCGAACGAUUGUUUGACUUGACAACGUAAUAACAACACAUUGAUGAAUACUUUUAUGAUUAUUAAAUAAUUUAAUUGAGUUAGCACUCUUUUGUAUUUAUUCGAAGAAGGAGUAAAUCCUUUGACGCAUCAAGUAGAAGAUGGAUAGAUAUAUGCGGCGUAAGUGUACAAUGAGCGCAACGGGACAAUUUGGGGGAGCAUUGUCCUGUUACGCUCCGCAGCCCGAGAUCGAUUAUUUAUAGGUUGUUACCACGAAAGUACAUGUAUUGUUAUUCAGCCACUAUUCAUUACAAAAUACUGUCCAGGCGCAUUAGCAAUUUGCGAGGUAAUUACGUAAUCAAUAAAUAAUACAAUAUUAAUUUAUCUUUUAAACACGAUUAAAUAAGAGAAAAUUAAGUACUAUUGAAUUAUUUUUGUUAGAAUGUUUUAGCUACUAGAAGUUAAUGUCUAAGUGUAUAUGUCAGAGCCAACUAAUUUAAUAAGCAGUUCAAUUAACAGCCUAGCCGUUUAACUAACGGCCUGAAAGAUAGCCAGCCAGUUGAUCAAACAGCUAGCCACAUGACUUGGAUCUUUGACGUUUCAUUUUUUUUGCCUAGCCUGUUGCCUGUUAAUUUAAAUUUAGUUCCAAGUAUAUUGGAAGAUUGAAAAUAAUGUUAACUUAGCUGUGACUGAUCAAGAAUUAGAUAUUUAAAUAAAUAUUUUUUAUGUCAGAUGUUUUCUCUUUUAUUUCUACCACAUGGUCACUUUAUCGUACGAAUGACCUAAGCAUUAGCCAGCCAGUUUAUUAAAUGUUGCACAAUGUCUUUCAGAUUGCUAGUUAAACGGUGAUGUUUAAUUAAAUGGCUAGGCUGUUAAUUAAACGGCUUAGUAAGCUAGUUGGCUGUGACAUAUACAUCAUAACCGUAGUAAAAUAUUUUUUUUUUACUUUAAGGUAGAUAGCGAUGAUUAGGUAGCGUAGUAUGACUCCUAUCUGUCAUAAUUUAUAUUUUGACAUACAGGAGUCAUAGUUCGCGCUAAGAACCACUAAACAUAAAGUGUGUUAUUAGAAAGCGAAAUGACAAUAUGACCAGUAUUAUAUACUCUUUAUCAAAAGAAGCAUAUAAAAUUUAUUUUAAUAAAAAAUGCAGCUAUUUUGGCUUUAAUACUCUGAACAUAUCGACGAAAACAAUAAUAAAAACUGUCAAAUAAAUGGCUUUUGAGGGCGUGAUUUGAGUUGAAGUCACGUUGAAGGCCUUUAAGCAACGAUCAAGCGUACAUUUGUUCUUUGACGAAUUUCAAAAUAGCUUGGUUUGUCACCAACAAUCUUUUGGCGGGAAAGGAGUCGCCAUCUGUCAAGGCAUCUUUUUAUAGACUAUUAUAGACUAUUCAACUAUCAAACAAAGCGCUGUUCCCGGUACUCACAGCUUAAAUUUUUUUUUAAAUUAAAUUAAAAAAAAUAUAUAUAUAAAAAAACCCUUCGCCAUUUUACUUUAAAGCUCUGAAGAACGCAAGAUAGUAUAGCCUCUUUUAAAAGUAAAAGGCAGUUAAAAUAUAGUAACUAUUGUUGUAUUGACUUGUAUGUUUUUAUUAUAUAAAAUUUAUGUAAAAUUUAACACUGACAUAUAUCCUGUGAUAUGUUUUGCACUAAUCACGUUUAUAUAAGCUGUUGUAUAUAAUGAGCCAUAUGAACUUAUGAACUAGCUUUGUAUAGAUUUUAAGCGUAACUGGAAAUAUUUUUAAUCUAUGUAUGGGCUACAUCGACAUGUCUGUUCUUAAUCUUUUUUGUUAUUGUCAAUGUCACGGUGACAACUGAGCUUUGACUAGCAAGCUGGAUAUAGUUUGUCAUUCACACUACUGUCAUCAGUGAGAGGUGCAGCUUUGACAAUUGACAGUUUAAAAUUACCAGUUACGAUUAUAAGAAUAUUGUUCGGAUAUGCUAUUUUCCGUAAUUGUCAAAUACCAAAAUCUAGUGUUUAGUUGUUUAAGUUCCCGACUGAACCAAAAUAUAGUUGGUACGUGUUUAUGAACACUUAAUAAAUGAAUUAAAUUA
This is a messenger RNA of Pieris rapae (cabbage white), 6034 nucleotides long. RefSeq names its product heparan-sulfate 6-O-sulfotransferase 2 (gene Hs6st). The transcript has 8 exons. The coding region runs from base 401 to 1708 and encodes 435 amino acids. Gene Ontology annotation, molecular function: heparan sulfate 6-sulfotransferase activity. The record is from RefSeq and is a predicted model, not a curated record. Lineage: Eukaryota; Metazoa; Arthropoda; Insecta; Lepidoptera; Pieridae. Gene Ontology annotation, cellular component: membrane.